Molecule: messenger RNA, 1100 nt
Organism: Aspergillus steynii IBT 23096
Lineage: Eukaryota; Fungi; Ascomycota; Eurotiomycetes; Eurotiales; Aspergillaceae
Product: oxidoreductase, short-chain dehydrogenase/reductase family
Exons: 2
Coding region: 73-999 (308 amino acids)
Molecular function (GO): oxidoreductase activity, acting on the CH-OH group of donors, NAD or NADP as acceptor
Source: RefSeq, a predicted model, not a curated record
UAUUGACAACCUGCAUUUCAAAGUGCCAACAAAUCAGUUAAAACAUUUCAUUAACAAACCAAACACUUGACAAUGGUUGGAAGACUCGCUGGAAAGAACGCCCUUGUCACCGGUGCCGCCGGCGGCAUCGGCCUCGAAACCACCAUCCUCAUGCUCCGCGAAGGCGCCUCCGUCCUCAUGACCGAUAUCAGUGCCCCCGGCCUCGAGAAAGCCCUGGCAAAAGUGAACCAGGUAGUCCCCACACACGAUGGAAAGGUCGAAUACCGCGUGGUCGACGUGUCCAAGGAAACAGAGGUGGAAGCGGCAGUUGCGCACCUGGACGCAUGGGGUGGCCUGGAUGUGAUCUUCAACAACGCUGGCAUCAUGCACGCGAAGGACGGUGAUUCGGAGGAAACUCCCGAGAGCAUCUGGAACUUGACCAUGGACAUCAAUGUGAAGGGUGUGUGGUAUGGAUCCAAGCAUGCCGUGAAGAGCUUGCGGAGACACGGCAAGAAGAAGGGAAGUGUGAUCAACACGGCCAGUAUGGUUGCUCUGGUGGGUGCCGCGACUCCGCAGUUGGCCUACACUGCCAGCAAGGGUGCGGUGUUGGCCAUGACUCGCGAACUGGCAAUUGUGCAUGCGCGCGAAGGUGAGUUACAUGUUGUGUCUGUCGCGACCAUAGCUAAAACGAGCAGGUUUCCGCUUCAACUCUCUGUGCCCUGCACCUCUCAAGUAAGUUCGACUGCCUCAAUUGAUUGCUGCCCAUCUAACCGUGACAGCACCCCCCUGUUGCAGGAUUGGCUUGGAGAUGACAAGGAGAAGCGAUUCCGCCGUGAGGUUCACUUCCCCACCGGUCGCUUCGGCGAAGCCAUCGAACAAGCCCACGCCGUCGUCUUCCUGGCCAGCGAUGAGAGCAGUUUCGUCAACGCCACCGACUUCGUGGUUGACGGUGGCUUGACCAAAGCAUACGUGACCCCGGAGGGUCCUGCCACUGAGGCCCCCAAGAACCUGGGCCAAUAGGUUUCCUUGCAAUACUUGCCAUGAGAUGCAAGGGCGAGGCACGAAUGAUGACCGUAUUGUAUGAAUAGAACAACCCUGAUUUAUCUUAUGCAAAUGAAAUC